UCUGUGGUGGAUUAUUGUAGGUCUGCAAGGCUAUGGUGGGACUAGGGGCCGUGGUGGCCCACGCCACCUCCCUUGACGUUCCGAAAAGAACAGUCACGUCUCUGUCGACACCUCUAUUUUGGUGGCGCCUUUGCUGGUACGGCCGACUCCCUCUUCCCUCCGCUUUUCCUUUCCUGGCUCUUACUUCAUUACUUUCUCCAACCCCUCUCUCUCUCUGGCUGCGAUGUGCGGCAAGGGUUUUCUCUUAUACCCUCUGUUUCCGAGUAUGAGUGUGUAGCGUCAUUCGUUGUGUGGAAGAUGGGGAGGAGGAAGGUGAUGGGUAGAAUCGCAAUACUCGCAUUACUCUGCUGUUUACUUCCUGCCGUUGCUCCAUUAUCCGAAGAAGGGAAGGCGUUAUUGGAGAUGAAGGCGUCCUUAGACAACGUAGCUAACUUGCUUCUCGACUGGAAUCCCUCCGCCAUCUCCGCCGGCGAUUCCAACGUCACAGCUGGCGGCGGCUUGGAUGAACAUUGCUCCUGGCGAGGCGUGCUCUGCGCUAACCUUACCCCUGUUGUGGUUUCCCUGAACCUUUCGAAUCUGAACCUUGGCGGCGAAAUCUCUCCUGCUAUUGGAGAGCUCAAGAGCUUACAGUCGCUAGAUUUGAAGGGGAACAGACUCCUGGGGCAGAUCCCAGAUGAAAUUGGGGAUUGUGUUUCUCUCAAAUACUUAGACUUAUCUGGAAACUCUCUCGAUGGAGACAUUCCUUUCUCAGUAUCCAAGCUUAAGCAGCUAGAAGAACUGAAUCUGAAGAACAACCAAUUAACAGGACCAAUUCCUUCAACGCUUUCUCAGAUACCGAACCUCAAAACACUUGAUCUUGCUCAGAAUCAGCUGACUGGCGACAUUCCCAGACUCAUUUACUGGAAUGAAGUUUUGCAGUACCUAGGACUUCGUGGUAACUGGCUUACAGGAACUCUGUCUCCGGAUAUGUGCCAGUUGACUGGCUUGUGGUAUUUUGAUGUGAGAGGCAAUAACCUUACGGGGCCAAUACCAGAGAACAUAGGAAACUGUACCAGUUUUGAAAUUUUGGAUAUCUCAUACAAUGCAAUCACCGGCGAGAUCCCUUACAAUAUUGGCUUCCUUCAAGUAGCUACUUUAUCACUUCAAGGAAACAGGCUUACGGGGAAGAUACCAGAGGUAAUUGGACUCAUGCAGGCGCUAGCAGUUCUGGAUUUGAGUGAAAAUGAACUUGUUGGUCCAAUUCCUGCAAUACUUGGAAAUUUAUCAUACACUGGCAAACUCUAUCUACAUGGUAAUAAACUCAGCGGACCUAUUCCUCCUGAAUUAGGAAACAUGUCAAAGCUCAGCUAUCUUCAGCUGAAUGGCAAUCAACUAGAGGGCACUAUUCCCACUGAGCUUGGGAAACUUGAAGAUCUUUUUGAGUUGAAUCUCGCCAAUAACAAACUUGUGGGUCCAAUUCCUAAAAAUAUUAGCUUGUGCGCUGCUCUGAACCAAUUCAAUGUUCAUGGUAAUAUGCUCAAUGGUUCCAUUCCUCUGGAGUUCCAGAAGUUAGAAAGUUUGACCUAUCUGUGA
Phalaenopsis equestris is the source of this 1572-nucleotide messenger RNA. Its product is annotated as LRR receptor-like serine/threonine-protein kinase ERL2. Bases 298 to 1572 code for a protein of 424 amino acids. The transcript has 16 exons. Lineage: Eukaryota; Viridiplantae; Streptophyta; Magnoliopsida; Asparagales; Orchidaceae. Gene Ontology annotation, molecular function: protein binding. The record is from RefSeq and is a predicted model, not a curated record.